Molecule: messenger RNA, 350 nt
Organism: Pseudovirgaria hyperparasitica
Lineage: Eukaryota; Fungi; Ascomycota; Dothideomycetes; Acrospermales; Acrospermaceae
Exons: 2
Coding region: 104-283 (59 amino acids)
Source: RefSeq, a predicted model, not a curated record
CACCUACUUCAUCACUCCGCAGAGCUAAUUAGUUAUUGAAGCACUAAUUGAUUAUCCCGUCAAUCUAUCUCUCAAUGAACAUCAUGGCGCUGCCCGGUCCGUCAUGAAUUAUACACACACACACAGUCCACACAGCAAUACAGCAAAACAAAAACAAACCUCCCCAUACGCGCCCGGACCAUCUUCCCUACGUCAUGGAUGCAAGCGACCUUUUUGUCCGUGCCGUCUCCAUGAGUGGAUCGUUACCCAUCUACGUAUUUGCGCGGUCAUUCUACUUGUCUAGGCAGUUAUCUGCCUGCUCCGUGCAAAAGUUCUACCGUCUACGUAUCUUGCGUAUAUACAAACAUACA